Molecule: messenger RNA, 4099 nt
Organism: Salvelinus fontinalis (brook trout)
Lineage: Eukaryota; Metazoa; Chordata; Actinopteri; Salmoniformes; Salmonidae
Exons: 6
Coding region: 1-1269 (422 amino acids)
Biological process (GO): cell adhesion; positive regulation of cell population proliferation
Cellular component (GO): plasma membrane
Molecular function (GO): stem cell factor receptor binding; cytokine activity
Source: RefSeq, a predicted model, not a curated record
AUGUUCUUACUAAACGAGAUGUUCUUACUGAACGAGAUGUUCUUACUAAACGAGAUGUUCUUACUAAACGAGAUGUUCUUACUAAACGAGAUGUUCUUACUAAACGAGAUGUUCUUACUGAACGAGAUGUUCUUACUAAACGAGAUGUUCUUACUAAACGAGAUGUUCUUACUGAACGAGAUGUUCUUACUAAACGAGAUGUUCUUACUGAACGAGAUGUUCUUACUAAACGAGAUGUUCUUACUGAACGAGAUGUUCUUACUGAACGAGAUGUUCUUACUGAACGAGAUGUUCUUACUAAACGAGAUGUUCUUACUGAACGAGAUGUUCUUACUGAACGAGAUGUUCUUACUGAACGAGAUGUUCUUACUAAACGAGAUGUUCUUACUAAAUGAGAUGUUCUUACUAAACGAGAUGUUCUUACUAAACGAGAUGUUCUUACUAAACGAGAUGUUCUUACUGAACGAGAUGUUCUUACUGAACGAGAUGUUCUUACUGAACGAGAUGUUCUUACUAAACGAGAUGUUCUUACUGAACGAGAUGUUCUUACUGAACGAGAUGUUCUUACUAAACGAGAUGUUCCUACUAAACGACACUAACUGUGCUCCCAAAAGAAAGCCAUGUACGGAGGGGCUGGGAAAGGAAAGUCUUCCCUUUCUGAUAUGCUUCCUCUGUCAGAUUCGGACGACCACGUGUGUCCUCCUAUUUCUAUUCACACGUCUUGGAGUAUGCUCCGGAGGAUUUGGGAAUCCUGUCACAGAUGACGUGAGCAGGCUGAUGUUAUUGAAACACAAUAUUCCAAAGGAUUAUAACAUUUCUAUGCAUUAUAUUCCCAAAGAGAGGAGUGGUGUGUGCUGGGUUCUACUGAAUAUCUACCCACUGGAACAAAGCCUCAGGGAACUGACCCGGGUGUUUGGUGCCAUUUCUUCCAACAAAGAUAAUAUUAUGAUCUUCAUCACCAUGCUGCAAAAUCUACGCUUCAAAUGUGAUCAUGAGGAGCUGGAGGCAACAAUGCAAGUCUUUAAAUGCCACUAUAGGGCGGUCAAAUGGCCGUCUGGGCAGUAUUUCGACUAUAUCAGAGACAUUUUGAAUUCUGCAGCUCAGGGAGAAGGAGGAUUCCGCUGUGUGCCUCCACCCUGCCCUGCCCCUACUACAUCAGGAAGUGAAGCACAGGACCAUGAACAGACUCGGUCAAGGCGGAGUCUGCUGUUCCUGCUUCCGAUCCCAGUCACAGCCUGCGUGUUCCUCAUUGUGUGGGCGGUAAGUUAACGAUGUAGAUGGCUUGCUCAGGCUGUAUGACAGUCUGGUCCAGAAGACCUACAGGGUAUGCAGACUCUUGUUCCAGCCCAGCACUACUACUACGCACCUAAAUUAACACUUCAAGUAAUCAUCAAAUGUGUUAGUACUUGGCUAGAACAAAAGCCUGCACACUGGCUCUCCAGGAUUAGGACUGAAGAGCACUGGUGUAUGGUAUUGGAUGCUUCAACGUGAUACUCUGUUCCACAGAUUAAAUCUAGAAGAGGAGGCUCCCCAGAGAGUAACCUUGAGAGAGGCCAUAGAAGGCUGUCCACUAAUGUGGAACGGACCAUAACCAUCCCUAUUCCACCAGUCACCAGUCCAACUGACACACCAAUAAUGGGGGAAGCCUGAUCACCACUGAGGGAGCAGAAGAAGCCAACAUCAAGCACUGCAUAGAGAUCAGAAAGCUCCCCGUCUGGACUGGUGUCACUCUGGACUGGUGUCACUCUGGACUGGUAUCUCUGAUUCUUCUUGGGUGAUAUCCCUGAGAGAACAGAGCUGAAAUCUCAUAUUUGGUGUCUUUGACAUAUCGGAGCUGAUAUGUCUAAAAUAUAUGGGUUGAUAUAGGGGUCUCACUUAAACAAGGGACAAUGGCGAUAAGACAUUAAUCAACCGCUUACUAGAACUAUAUAAUUUGGACUGCCAUAUAUUUUGACACAACACCAUGUAUCACAGGUUCCUACCUUGUCUAUAUCUGUCUAAUCAGAGAUUUUGACAUUGAACAACAUCAGAGACAUUCUCUACUGAGACUGGACUUUGUUGUUGCCUAAAUAUCUAUUGCUGCUGUGUGGCCACAGAGUGUGUGCUGACACUUUUUUGUCUCACCCCCUCUUUGAGUCACAUCAUCAGUGUGUGUGUGACCACAGUAUAACAGUUUAACUACCAGCUGUGUGUGUGUGUGUGUGUGUGUGUGUGUGUGUGUGUGUGUGUGUGUGUGUGUGUGUGUGUGUGUGUGUGUGUGUGUGUGUGUGUGUGUGUGUGUGUGUGUGUGUGAGUAAGCUACCCUGCUCUGGAUGAUCUCAGUGAGGGCCAUAAGAGGGGCUUGUUCUCGCCACAAAAGAAAAGAGCCGUAGGCUGAAGGAAAUACCAGUUCCAUGCUAACCGACAGAGACAGAUCCUUAUGAAUCAAAAACCGUUUGAUCUUCAAUCCCCAGACAGCAGGAAAUCAGGAUUAUCUGCCAUCUCCUCUCAUGCUGCACUAUCACACGCAUUAUGAAGCCUUCCCACUGGGCACAGACGUCAAUUCAACGUCUUUUCCACAUUGGUUCAACUUAAUUUUAAUGAAACGAUGUGUAAACAACGUUGAUUCUACCAGUGUGUGCCCAGUGGGAUAGGACUGACUGAUUUCAAGCAUAAGUUAUGGCUGCUUUUUAACUCCCCUCUAGUGGUCAGAUACAAUAACUAUACUUGGUUCCCUCAGAACCUGCAAUAGGUCCCAGCUGAAGCAGUACAGUCACUGUGCAGUCUGACUGAGGAAGGUUUUUGUACGGCUCUGUAUCACUGUGGAACACCUAGGCACUUUAUGUAGAUAGUGUAGUGUAGUGUAAGUAGAGUAGAUAGUGUAUGUAGAUAGUGUGUGUAUGUAGAUAGUGUAUGUUGUAGAUUGUGUAUGUAGUGUAUGUACUGUAGUGUAGAUAGUGUAUGUGGUGUAAAUUAUGUAGAUAGUUUAUGUAGUGUAGAUAGUGUAUGUAAUAUAGGUAGUGUAGUGUAGAGAGUGUAUUUAGAUAAUGUAGGUAGUGUAUGUAGUGUAGAUAGUGUUAUGUAGUGUAAGUAGUGUAGUGUAGAUAGUGUAUGUAGAUCAUGUAGUUAGUGUAUGUGGAUAGUGUACUGUAUGUCGUGUAGAUAGUGUAUGUAGAUAAUGUAUGUAGAUAGUGUAGAUAGUGUAUGUAGGUGGUGUAUGUAGAUUAUGUAGAUAGUUUAUAUAGUGUAGGUAGUGUAGUGUAGAUAGUGUAUUGAGAUAAUGUAGCUAGUGUAUGUAGUGUAAAUUAUGUAGAUAGUGUAGGUAGUGUAUGUAGAUAGUGUACUGUAUGUCGUGUAGGUAAUGUAUGUAGAAAGUGUAUGUAGGUAGUGUAGAUAGUGUAUGUAGUGUAAAUUAUGUAGAUAGUUUAUAUAGUGUAGAUAGUGUAUGUAGUAGUGUAGUGUAAAUAGUGUAUAUAGAUACUGUAUGUAGUGUACACGUGUCUCAUGUUUGAGUCCAGCGUCAUUCACAGUCUCAUUCACAGAUCUAGCGGUUAGUAAUCUGCUACUGAAAACAGUUAAUAUAAUGCUAGAAGAUUGCAUCAAUUUAAAUCAGACAUUUGGUUAAAGGUUCAUAUGAGGACUUUGUUCAUAUGAAGUGAUUGUAACUUUGAAGUAAUGUUGAGGUCAUAACAUCUUUUGUUUUACUCCUAUGGAUCUUGCUUUGCAUAUGGACAGGUAUUGUGUUUCAAAACAUCAAAUAACUUUAAUUUACACUUUCAGGCCAUGACAAAUAUAACAAGUGUCACGUUCUGACCUUAGUUUCUUUUUUAUGUCUUUGUGUUAGGUUGGUCAGGGCGUGAGUUGGGGUGGGCAGUCUAUGUUCUUUUUUCUAGGUUGUUUGUUUUCUAUGUGUUUGGCCUGGUGUGGUUCCCAAUCAGAGGCAGCUGUUUAUCGUUGUCUCUGAUUGGGAGCCAUAUUUAGGUAGCCUAUUUUCCGUUGUGGUUGAUUAUUUUCUGUCUAGUGUCUGUUCACCUUUCAGAACUGUUUCGUUUUUAUUUUGUGUUAUUUUGUGUAGUGUUCAGUUUUAAAUAAAAAUUAUGACGAACACUUACCACGCUGC